CCGCACAUGUCAACGUGGGUCUAGCGGCGCCGGAAGUUCGGCGACGUCACCAUGAGUUUUGAGCAUUGCGUUAUCUUUUAAUAAGUCGCCGCGUGCGCCAUAGUAUUUUACAUACCCAUUCAGACUCUACACACAGACUCAUCCAAACUCCUAACACUAAGCGUAUACCUGACGCACGAUUCUCAACAGCCGCCACAUUCUCACGACUAUCCAUCAUACGCCUAUAUUCCGAAUCGGAGCGGUUUCUACCUAAGACAAGAUGAAGGUUCUUACCAAGGAAGAGGAGGCGGCGCAUUACAAUGCCACAAUCAAGGGCGGAUCGAUAGGUGGUGCCAUUGGUACGGCGAUAGGUGCUGCAGGUGUCAUGGCUGCGAGCAGAAGAUACCACUCCUUCCGAGCGCUCACAGUUCCUUUCCGGGCUUUCCUUGUUGCCUCAACAGGAACAUUCAUCGCCGUCAUCGCCGCCGACCGAGCCUCCGCAGCAUACGACAUCGAACACACACCCGAGAAGAAGCGCCAAGUCGAGCGAGAGAAGGAGCGCGAAGCCCUUUACGAGCAAAACAAGACAGCCCUCGAGCGCGCCAAAGACUGGGCAACCGAAAACCGAUACCCGAUUCUCUUUGGUUUCUGGGUCGCCUCCAUGGCUGGUUCAUGGCACAUGGUCAACCGCAAUCCAUACCUGAGCGGAUCGCAAAAGCUAGUGCAGGCGCGUAUGUACGCACAGGGCGGCACACUGGCAGCGCUGCUAGGCAGUUUUGCGAUUGAAGGCGCGGACGCUGCCAAGGGCAAGGGAAGGUGGGAGACAAUUAGGGUUAUCGACCCGAACGAUCCCGAACAUAAGCAUGUUAUCGAGAAGAAGAUUCACCACGAGAGAUAUGCUGGAGAGGACCAGUGGAGAGAAAUGGUAGAGGCUGAGGAGCAACGCGAGAAGGAGCGCAAGGCUGCUGCUGCGGACAAGGAGCACAAGGCUAAGCAGCAUGCUGAUGCGGCUAACAAGAAGGAGAAGAAGGCUGAGAAGGAGGAAGAGCAGAACAAGAACAAGGCUUAAGCUUGGGUCGAUUUGAUGUUCCACACUAUCCUACUACGACCUCGAAUACCGCCCACCACCCUACCUCCAACCACCCAAUUCGUGUCCGAUUCGGCCUUUGCGUUGUCUUUCCAACAUCUUCGACUUCAUUUACUGGCGUUUGGAUGCAAAAUACUCUACGACCCUGACAUUGUACCUGUUAUAUCUGUACGACUAGGUUGUGCUCAGGGGAUUGGAUGAUAAUGCGUUGUAUGUACAUAUGAGCGCGCUUUAGCGCGUCUAUGGAAACUAUAUUCUUAUGCUACAACAUUCGACUAUCUGAAGAUGUUGCCUAAUGCUGCGUUUAUCCCUCAGAAUUAUAGAGGAUUCCUUUUUGUGAGCCCCCCAACCCUGCACAUGUCGGCUGUAUGAUUCUCAGGGUCCGUCAUGACGUCUGCGUUGCUGAGUUGGGGCAUCAAGCACGUCACAUGCUUUCGCGACG
This is a messenger RNA of Alternaria rosae, 1508 nucleotides long. RefSeq names its product mitochondrial hypoxia responsive domain-containing protein. The transcript has 4 exons. Gene Ontology annotation, cellular component: mitochondrial inner membrane. The record is from RefSeq and is a predicted model, not a curated record. Bases 260 to 1048 code for a protein of 262 amino acids. Gene Ontology annotation, biological process: mitochondrial respiratory chain complex IV assembly. NCBI's taxonomy places the organism in Eukaryota, Fungi, Ascomycota, Dothideomycetes, Pleosporales, Pleosporaceae.